GCGGCAGACCGGAGCAUGGAGAGCAUCUGCUCCCCCCCACCGGAGCAGGAAGCGGUGGAAGCGUGGCUGGACGAUCACAGCGACUUCACCCGCUCUUACUUUGUUAGGAAAGCUACGAGAACAUUUGGAUGAGGUAGCUCCAUGAAAAAUAUGUAUUCCUACUGUAAUAAGGAAGGAUCAUUGAGAAAUGGUUAAUGUAUGGUUUGCUGAAAGAGUUCACACCAUCCCAACCUGCAAGGAAGGAACCAAGUCCCAGAGUGAAUUCUGUGCUUGUCACCAGCCUGUCUGUGCUGAGACCACCAAUCCUGGGGCCCCAGUGAGGAAAAUAUCUGCUUCUGAAUUUGACAGACCCUUAAGGCCGAUUUUUGUCAAGGACUCAGUAGGAGCAGUGACUUUCCUCUCUGGCUCUGAAAAGAAAGAACAGAUGCCUCUGCAAUCUCCAAGAAUUGAGACCAGUGCAGGGGAUCAGUGCUCAAGAUUAUUAGAACUUGUGAAAGAUAUUUCUAGUCACUUAGAUGUCACAGCGCUGUGCCAUAAAAUUUUCCUACAUAUUCAUGAGCUUAUAGCAGCUGAUCGCUAUUCCCUCUUCUUGGUCUGUGAGGACAGCUCUAAUGAGAAGUUUCUUGUAAGCCGACUGUUUGAUGUGGCAGAAGGCUCUACCCUGGAAGAAGCUUCCAACAGCUGCAUUCGUCUGGAUUGGAACAAGGGCAUUGUUGGGCAUGUGGCAGCUAUAGGCCAACCUCUGAACAUCAAGAAUGCCUAUGAGGAUCCAAGAUUCAAUGCAGAAGUUGACCAGAUCACAGGGUAUAAGACUCAGAGUAUUCUCUGUAUGCCAAUAAAGAAUCAUAGGGAAGAGGUUGUUGGCGUGGCUCAAGCAAUCAAUAAGAAAUCUGGAAUUGGUGGCACUUUCACAGAACAAGAUGAAAAGGAUUUUGCUGCAUAUUUGACAUUUUGUGGAAUUGUUCUUCACAACGCUCAAUUGUAUGAGACAUCUUUGCUUGAGAACAGGCGUAAUCAGGUGCUUCUUGAUCUUGCCAGUCUGAUUUUUGAAGAGCAGCAAUCUUUGGAAGUGAUUCUGAAGAAGAUAGCUGCCACUAUAAUAUCCUUCAUGCAAGUGCAGAGGUGUACCAUCUUCAUAGUGGAUGAAGACAGUACUGAUUCAUUUUCCAGUGUCUUUCACAUGGAAUCCGAGGAGUUGGAAAUUAGAGCUGAAAAUCUGAAGAGGGACUGUGAUGCAAACAAAAUCAAUUAUAUGUAUGCUCAGUAUGUCAAGAAUACAAUGGAGCCUCUCAACAUCCCAGAUAUCUGCAAAGACAGAAGAUUUCCCUGGACAAAUGACAGUGCAGAAAAUGUAAGUCAACACAUAAAGAGUUUGCUGUGCACACCAAUAAAAAAUGGGAAAAGAAAUAAAGUGAUAGGGGUUUGCCAACUUGUGAAUAAGAUGGAAGAGAAUUCGGGCAAAAUCAAGGCUUUCAACAGAAAUGAUGAACAGUUCCUGGAAGCAUUUGUCAUCUUUUGUGGCUUGGGGAUCCAGAAUACACAGAUGUAUGAAGCUGUAGAAAGAGCCAUGGCCAAACAAAUGGUGACAUUAGAGGUUCUCUCAUACCAUGCUUCUGCUGCUGAGGAGGAAACGAGGGAGCUGCAGGUAACAGCGGCUGCUACAGUACCAUCCACACAAUCUCUCAACCUAACUGACUUCAACUUCAGUGAUUUUGAGCUAUCAGAUUUUGAAACAACACUGUGUACGAUACGAAUGUUCACAGACCUCAACCUGGUGCAAAAUUUCCAAAUGAAACAUGAGGUCCUCUGCAGAUGGAUUUUAAGUGUAAAGAAAAACUACCGGAAAAAUGUUGCUUAUCACAAUUGGAGACAUGCCUUUAAUACAGCACAGUGCAUGUUUGCUGCUUUAAAAUCUGGUAAAAUUCAGAGCAAACUGACUGAUUUAGAAACACUGGCUUUGCUGAUAGCAACUCUAAGCCAUGAUUUGGAUCACAGGGGAGUGAACAACUCUUACAUACAGAGAAGUGAACAUCCACUAGCUCAACUGUAUUGCCACUCAAUCAUGGAGCAUCAUCAUUUUGAUCAAUGCCUUAUGAUCCUGAAUAGUCCAGGAAACCAGAUUCUCAGCAGCCUUUCCAUUGAAGAAUACAAGGUCACACUGAAAAUGAUAAAACAAGCCAUUCUUGCCACAGACCUAGCACUAUACAUAAAGAGAAGAGGAGAAUUUUUUGAACUUCUGAGGAAGAAGCAAUUUAAUUGGGAAGAUCCUACACAGAAGGAGCUAUUUUUAGCAAUGCUGAUGACUGCCUGUGAUUUAUCAGCCAUAACCAAACCAUGGCCAGUUCAGCAACGGAUUGCUGAGCUUAUAGCUACUGAAUUCUUUGACCAAGGAGAUAAAGAGCGGAAGGAACUCAACAUAGAACCAACAGAUCUAAUGAACAGAGAGAAGAAAAAUAAAAUUCCCAGCAUGCAGGUUGGAUUCAUAGAUGCUGUUUGUUUGCAACUGUAUGAGGCCCUAACGCAUGUGUCAGAGGCCUGCUACCCUUUACUGGAUGGCUGUAGAAAAAAUAGGCAGAAAUGGCAAUCCUUAGCUGAACAACAAGAGAAGAAUCUGAUUAAUGGAGAAAGCAAUCAAGCCAAACGGAACUGAGAUGCUGAUUUAACAACCACAAGCUUGAGUUCACAUAGAAAACAUAGUAAUAGGGGAGUUCUGCAUUUUGCUAAACACUGUAUGAAUUUGGCUUAUGUUUUGCCACUGCUGUAUUAUUUUUCCACAUUUCAAGAUAUAGCAUGACCAUGUAUGUGCCAAGGUUAUAUACAGAGUGUGUUUCUUUUAUUACAUCUGAUGGAGAUGGAAAAAGAUCUGCAAAGGUAUUUUUUGCUACCUUAUUCUGUGAGAAGGUACGAGUGCAGUUACUCGACUGUCCCCAAGAGCCUAUUUACAGAUGUAUAUAGUUGUUUAGUGAUCGUGUUGUGGCCAGUAUCUUAAAGACUGCUGCAUUUCACAUAUUUUUUUCCUCUUCCAGUCUUGUUGCAUUACAUUUUAAAAGUAAUGAGCAGUCUUGCCUUUUCUCUUGCCAGAGGUUCAGAGGAAGGACUGGGACUACCUCUGGGAGACUAAUCCCGUAUAUACUGUGCUAACCUCUUUCAGGAGACAAAAGUGGGCUUUAGAGUGAAAAAGUCCCAGAAUCUGUGCACCCAGUAGGUUUUAUUCACACUAGAGAAAUACCUUAGCAAAUGUCUUACAUUUAGAGAAAUAAAAUAAAACACAGCAAAAACCAAACCUGUGAAUUACUAAGCAAUGGGGGUCUUAAGAAUUUUGUGGUAGGAGUGUCAUAAAUAUCCAUGAAUAAUGAAAAUUACUUGAAGGUCAAUAAAAUGUCACAAGAUAACUGACAG
Messenger RNA from Neopsephotus bourkii (Bourke's parrot), 3399 nucleotides. RefSeq names its product phosphodiesterase 5A (gene PDE5A). NCBI's taxonomy places the organism in Eukaryota, Metazoa, Chordata, Aves, Psittaciformes, Psittacidae. The record is from RefSeq and is a predicted model, not a curated record. Gene Ontology annotation, biological process: signal transduction. Gene Ontology annotation, molecular function: protein binding; 3',5'-cyclic-GMP phosphodiesterase activity. The transcript is spliced from 22 exons. The coding region runs from base 188 to 2650 and encodes 820 amino acids.